AUGAGAGGGCACUCACACAAGCACGGAAACCCAAACGCAGUCAAUAAUUUCCAAGACGCCUUCUACCAAGCAUGCGGAUUGACCAUGAUGCGAAGUGUUUGGCCGUGUUUCUUUCGUCGGGAUCUACUGUGUGGACCUUACUUUCUCAGUCUUACGGAUCUGCAUCAGAGUAAUAUCUUCGUUGACAAAGACUGGAAUGUUACGUGCAUUAUUGAUCUGGAGUGGGCAUACACACGGCCAGUGGAGAUGAUUCAUCCGCCAAGCUGGCUAUCCAAUCAACCGUUGCAGCUUAUUGAAGAUGAUCAUUAUAUCCCUCUACAUGGAGAGUUUAUGGCUAUCUUUGAGGAAGAAGAGAAAGCUCUCGGUCCGGAGAUGCAGCCGCCUUUUCCAUUAUACCCAAUCAUGAAACAGGGGCUGGAGAGAGGAACUUUGUGGUGCUCUUACGCUUGGAACAGUCCAGGCGCUAUAUUUGAUAUGUUCUAUAGGCAUAUUCAGCCGCGUUUCGCUAAGAGUCACAUUGAUGAGGACUCUUUUUGGCUGAUCACUAUGCCGUAUUGGGGGUUUGAUAGUUAUCAGUUUCUGGAAGAUAAGCUGGAGGACAAGGCGAGGUACGAUGAGGAUCUGCGAAAGAUGUUUGAAAGAACGGUGGAUGAGUACGACGCUACUGAGUGA
Molecule: messenger RNA, 672 nt
Organism: Penicillium maclennaniae
Lineage: Eukaryota; Fungi; Ascomycota; Eurotiomycetes; Eurotiales; Aspergillaceae
Exons: 2
Coding region: 1-672 (223 amino acids)
Source: RefSeq, a predicted model, not a curated record